This is a messenger RNA of Spinacia oleracea (spinach), 1646 nucleotides long. Its product is annotated as DEAD-box ATP-dependent RNA helicase 10. The transcript is spliced from 11 exons. Bases 165 to 737 code for a protein of 190 amino acids. Lineage: Eukaryota; Viridiplantae; Streptophyta; Magnoliopsida; Caryophyllales; Amaranthaceae. The record is from RefSeq and is a predicted model, not a curated record. Gene Ontology annotation, molecular function: ATP binding; nucleic acid binding; RNA helicase activity. Gene Ontology annotation, cellular component: cytosol.
UAAAAGGAUCGCCAGUUGUCCUAUUUAAACACACUCCUCCAGUCCUCCUCCAGUCCUCCUCCUCCCUUCUACUCCCUGACACCCUGAAGAGAGAGAAAUCCAGAAACAGAGCCACCAUUCUUCUUAGGGUUUUCGCCGCUCCUUUCUCACCUCACUGAUAAAAAAUGGAAGAACAACACAUAGAAGAGGUGAAAUCAUUCGAAGAGCUUAAUCUAUGCAAGCCCUUAAUUGAAGCGUGUGUUGCAUUAGGGUGGACUGCUCCUACUAAACUGCAAGCUGAUUCCAUUCCUCAUGCUCUUGAAGGAAAGGAUAUAGUUGUGAUUACACAGGCUGGGUUCGGGUCUGGUACAACUGGGGCUUUUGCAUUGCCCAUAAUUGAAGGUUUUUUGGGUGAAAAAGCACCUCAGCCUUACUUCUGUUGCGUGCUUUCGCCAACUACGGAGCUUACAAUCCAAAUUGCUGAAACAUUUAAAGCUCUAGGAGGUAGCUUUGGAUUAAGAACUGCAGUGCUUGAUUGUGGAGUGAACAUGGCCUCUCUUGUGGACACUCUUGGAGGACCGCCUCACAUCGUAGUGGGAACGCCUCAAUGCCUUGAGAAUCAUUUGACUUAUACCGAAGGUUUUUCACUUAGUGCCUUGAAAUAUCUGGUGUUAAAUAGAUUGUGGAAGGGUGCAUCUAAUGCUUCUAAAUAUGCAAGUGCAAUUCAAACCAUUUUACAUAUUGCUCCAAAAAAAUAAACAGACAUUUCUGUUUAGUCAUACUCUAACAACAAAGGAAUGCUAUCUUGCAUAUUUGUUGCAUCAGAUGUCUGGUACGGCUAGCAUUAUGAUUUUCACUGUUACAACUGAUGCUGCAUAUCUAUCUGUUAGCAACGAUGGUGAAUAACCUUGGUUUUGGUUUGAAGGCAAUUCCAAUCACUGGCAACACGCCUCAGGCACAGCGAACAGCGAACAGCGGCAGUAAAUUUGUUCAAAAAGGGUGAUUGCAAUAUUCUCAUUUGCACUGAUGUAAAAGGGCUUGAUAUUGCUGCAGUGGAUAUGGUGAUAAAUUAUCAUAUUCCCUACAAUUCUCAGGUUUACUUGUCUCGGGUGCGGAGAGCAGCACGAUGGUCAGGAGCUGUUAUUUCAUUGGUAGAAAAGGGUGAACAUAACUAUCGUGUGAUGAUUCAGGAAUUUUUAGGCAAACGGAUCAGGAAGCGUCCCGCCAAGAAGAAUGAUGUGAUGUUCUAUCUCCACACAGUUAAUGAGGCAAACAAAGUACCUGUCAAAGUACCACAACAGGAGUAGAUCGCCACACUCUAGCUGUCCUAAUCGCACUAAUGUGAUCUUGGCUUAAACCCUGAAGCUCUUGCUGCUGUUGUCAAGGAACUUAGAACAGACCCCUCACUUCCUUCAACCAUUCCACCUGAUUCCUGAACCUUCACUUUCUUGUUUCUUUUUUGUAUAAAAAUUAAUAUUCUGGAAAAUGCAGCGGACGUAUAAUUUUCAGGAUAACACUGGUAGAAUGAUUUGCUUUCAGUCUACAGAUUCAAUAGUUUUCCAACUGUUAACUGGAGGGAAAUAUAGAUAACUUGUGAAAACAACAUGGAUUCUGUUCUUGGAGUGGCAUAUAUUGAACGAUGCAGGGAUCUGUUAAUUUUUACUAAA